Gracilinanus agilis (Agile Gracile Mouse Opossum) is the source of this 2561-nucleotide messenger RNA. It is a transcript of the gene AGFG1, whose product is annotated as ArfGAP with FG repeats 1. The coding region runs from base 186 to 1943 and encodes 585 amino acids. The transcript is spliced from 14 exons. NCBI's taxonomy places the organism in Eukaryota, Metazoa, Chordata, Mammalia, Didelphimorphia, Didelphidae. Gene Ontology annotation, cellular component: cytoplasmic vesicle. The record is from RefSeq and is a predicted model, not a curated record. Gene Ontology annotation, molecular function: GTPase activator activity.
CGGAGGCUGCGGCGGGGCGGCCCGAGGGCCGGGACCGUGCCGGGUCGGGCCGUGCCGGGCCAAGCCGAGUCGAGCCGGGGGUGCCUGAGCGCGGCGGCGACGGCUGACAGGAGAGCGGGUGGUGCGCGGUGCGGGGUCCGGGCGCAGCGCCGCCCGGCUCCCUCCCUCUCCUCCCCGCCGCGGCCAUGGCGGCCAGCGCGAAGCGGAAGCAGGAGGAGAAGCACCUGAAGAUGCUGCGGGACAUGACCGGCCUCGCGCACAACCGCAAGUGCUUCGACUGUGACCAGCGGGGCCCCACCUACGUGAACAUGACCGUGGGCUCCUUCGUGUGUACCUCUUGCUCCGGCAGCUUGCGAGGUUUAAAUCCACCGCAUAGGGUGAAGUCCAUCUCUAUGACAACAUUCACACAACAAGAAAUUGAAUUUCUGCAAAAACAUGGGAAUGAAGUGUGUAAACAAAUUUGGUUAGGAUUAUUUGAUGAUAGAUCUUCAGCAAUUCCAGACUUUAGGGACCCACAAAAAGUGAAGGAGUUUCUACAAGAAAAAUAUGAAAAGAAAAGAUGGUAUGUUCCUCCUGAACAAGCAAAAGUUGUGGCAUCUGUUCAUGCAUCUAUAUCUGGGUCCUCUGCUAGUAGUACAAGCAGCACACCUGAGGUCAAACCACUUAAAUCUCUCUUAGGAGAAACAGCACCAGCCUUGCACUUGAAUAAGGGCACACCCAGCCAAUCCCCUGUUGUAGUUCGCUCUCAAGGACAGCAGCAGGCAGAAAAGAAGCAGUUUGACCUCCUGAGUGACCUUGGCUCAGACAUCUUUGCUGCUCCAACUCCGCAGUCAACUGCAACAGCAAAUUUUGCUAACUUUGCACAUUUCAACAGUCAUACAGCUCAAAAUUCUGCAAAUGCAGAUUUUGCAAACUUUGAUGCAUUUGGACAGUCUAGUGGUUCGAGUAAUUUUGGAGGUUUCCCCACAGCAAGUCAUUCUCCUUUUCAGCCCCAACCUACAGCAUUUAGAAUGCUAACAUCCAGCUGCAGUUAUGGGGAAUUUACUUCAGCUUUUCCUCUCCACGCUGUCCACAGUGGAAAUGUGGCAUCAGUAAAUGCUAAUUUUGCCCAUUUUGAUAACUUCCCCAAAUCCUCCAGUGCUGAUUUUGGAGCCUUCAAUUCUUCCCAGAGCCAUCAAACUGCAACAGCCAUCAAUAAAGUUGUAUCAAAAAAGGCUAAUCUUCAAACAGCUGACAAAUAUGCGGCACUUGCUAAUUUAGACAAUAUCUUCAGUACUGGGCAAGGUGGUGACCAAGGAAGUGGCUUCGGUACAGUAGUUAAGGCUCCAACAGGUGCUGCUGUUUCAACACCAAGUCAGUCAAGUAUAUCGUCAGACAAGUAUGCAGCGCUAGCAGAAUUAGACAGUGUUUUCAGCUCAACAGCGACUUCUAGUAAUGCAUAUACUUCUACCAGUAAUGUUAGCAGCAAUGUUUUUGGAACAGUGCCAGUGGGUGCUGCUACACAGACACAAUCUGCAUCUUCAAGCGUGCCUGCUCCAUUUGGAGCUACACCUUCCACAAAUCCAUUUGUUGCUGCUCCUGGUCCUUCUGUGGCAUCUUCUACAAACCCAUUCCAGACUAACACCAGAGGAACAACAGCGGCAACAUUUGGGACAGCAUCCAUGAGUAUGCCUACAGGAUUCGGAACGCCUGCCUCCUACAGUCUUCCGACUAGCUUUAGUGGCAGUUUCCAGCAACCUGCUUUCCCAGCCCAAGCAGCUUUUCCUCAACAAACUGCUUUCUCUCAGCAGCCCAAUGGCUUUGCAGCGUUUGGACAAAGCAAACCAGUGGUGACCCCUUUUGGUCAAGUGGCAACUGCUGGAGUGUCUAGUAAUCCUUUUAUGGCUGGUGCACCAACAGGACAGUUUCCUACAGGAAGUUCAUCAACCAACCCUUUCUUAUAGCCUUAGAGACACUUUACUGGAACGGACUUUUAUUGUGGUCACCUAACAUCUCUCCGCCUCUUGCACUGUUGUCUCGUUUCACUGAUUUAGCUUUAAACACAAGAGAAGUCUUUAAAAAGCCUGCAUUGUGUAUUAAACACCAGGUAAAAUGUGCAAAACAGAGGGCUCUGACAACAUCUUUUAACAUGUGAAUUGGCAGAAAAGGUAGCGGUAUCAUGUAUAGUAAAAUUGGCUAAUAAGUUAUUGCAGAUGCCACGUUCAUUAUGCUGCAGUACUGUACAUAUUUUUUUUCUUAGGAAUUAGCUAUUUGUGCAUAUCAGUAUUUGUAACUUUAACACAUUGUUUGUGUGAGAAAUGUUACUGGAGAAAUAGAUCAGCCACUUUAAGGUGCUGUCAUGUCUCUUGGAAUGAAUGAACUGAAUCAUUUGAUCCAUUGCUACUGGAAGUUCUGAAGUCAAGAUUGGGAGGUUUUAUUCAUCAUUUUUUUUCUUUCCUAAAGAGCUCUUCUAUUUAUACAUGCCUAAGUUCUUUAAAAUGUAGAGGGAUACCUGUCUGCAUAAUAAAGCUGAUCAUGUUUUGCUACAGUUUGCAGGUGAAAAAAUAAAUAUUAGAAAAUUU